This is a messenger RNA of Ornithodoros turicata, 4463 nucleotides long. RefSeq lists its product as uncharacterized. The transcript is spliced from 3 exons. The record is from RefSeq and is a predicted model, not a curated record. NCBI's taxonomy places the organism in Eukaryota, Metazoa, Arthropoda, Arachnida, Ixodida, Argasidae. Bases 294 to 1781 code for a protein of 495 amino acids.
AGGCGCUCUUCUCUCGUGGCUGCGAUCCGCCGCGCGCGCAGUUGGUCCGCGCGCACUGCUGAAACGCACGCGACUGCACUGCUUGGAUAUCAAUUCACAUCGGAUGCUGGCAUCGUGAGCCUCGGCUUUUUGGAAAGGUCGUAAGAGGAGGAAGAGGAGGACAAUAGCCUUCUUGUUCUUGGAUGUGUUGUACAUGAAGGAGACAACGUGCCAGUCUGCACGGCCUGGUGUCGGCACAAAGUGACCUGCAGGCAGCCCAGUAUGCCCAAAAGGGAGGAAGAAAUCUAUCCGCCAUGACACCUUAUCUCUUUUCUUGGACGGGACUCCUCUUCUUAUCUGUUGCCUCUGCCACAAGGCUCUUCAAUGACACCACUUCCAACACCACAACUGACGGACCCACGGAAUCCUCAACACACACCGUCGCAACAACGCUCACCUACCUGGAGACAGCCUCCACAGAUGCACAAGAGACACCAUCGUCAACCGCGUCUGACGUCACACAUAGUACCACCGCACACGGCUUCGCGGAGGCGGGAGCUACAACACAGAACGCCAGCACAAUACACACAACAGAUAAUGGCACUCUUCAAAGUAAUAAAUCAACCACACAGACAAUCCACACAGAAACCCCCACACUUACUACGCUUUUACCUUUGUCGACGCUGCCACUCGAAACUGAUGCUACGACGGUAUUGACAACAACGAAAGGCACCACGACCGUCAACGACACAACAGCGCCCCACGCGACAGAGGAAGAAAGUUCGACCGAGACGACUCUAACCACGGAAGAAACCACAACGUGGACAACCUUCUUUCCAAAACGAAAUGCAACAACCCCAAAACGACGAAUAAGUGACAAUGUAAUGAAGUCCACCCCCAGUACACGACGCCUCAUGCUCGUCCUCAGAGGUAAUUGCAGCAAGGAGAACUUGAUGGGCGACCUGGAACAAGCCUUCAAGAAACUAAGCCCCGUAGAAAACAUCAGCGUCACUGAAAUUCAUUGCAGCACCAUCCUCGACGUCAACGUCACCCUCAGUGCGGGGGAGCUCCAACUAAAACAACUCCUCCGGAACUUAAGCUUAACCAGGAACCUCCCCGUCGGUGAAGACGGUUCAGCAGCUCACCGGUUCGUCCUAACGGACUUCUCGGUGCGCGAAGACGUACCGAGUGACGGCGCUACCUCGGUUCGGCCGAGAUGGGUUCCGACGGAUGAAGAACUCAUCAUAUACAUCGCGGUCGGAGUUCUUUUUGGUAUAGUUCUCGUGAUCGCGUUCGUGGUCUGUACCAUCAAAUGUUGCAGAAGACAACCGACAAAGACGUUAGACUUUUUAGAGACGCCACAUCUCAACCUCCGUCUUGAAGACUACAGCUUAACGCGUAUACCGAGACCUCACACCAUAUACGCGGACCAUCUUCGUACCCCUACCAGUGAGAACGGGCCGACGCCACACUUUGGUGGUCCAGGUCUGGUCCAACCAUUUGAUACCUGCAUCGUUCCUCUCGAAGACGCCCCGCCUCGAAGGCUCAAAGAAGACAGGCAAGUUCAUCCCAGUAGUCAGCGUAUGAGGACCUUCGGCCAGACAGCCACUUCGCCGUCGAGGACCCCCGGACCGCGGACCAGGAGGAUUGACGAUGUCGAAGACGACAGCGAAUCGCGCAGGUCUAGAAGCCUGUCAUCGUCACGUGAAAGGUUGGCGUAUCAACGCAAGUAUGGUCCGCAUGGUGUCGACAACCCGAUUUUUGUUCCAGAUUCUUUUUACGGGAGAAAAGCUAAAGGGUGAGGAACGUCAUUUGAACGAGUCUUGAGUCUAUACUGCCAAUAUAUUAUAUGUGAAGAUAAUCAUUGUUGACGACAAAGGCCUUGGCACAGCCAUCAAAAGGCACGUUCCUUCGGGUGAGGAACUGCUGCCAAUCCGCUACCUGGCCUGAACGCUCUCCGUGUUGUGGUUAUCUUAUCGCAAAGGCUCGGUGGCCUUGUACUGAUGACGUGGACACCGGUAGGAACGGUAGUGAGGGAAAAGUCACGGGUAGGUCUGCCUCUGGAACGGACGUCGAGGUAGAGUAACAUCAGGUUUGGGGGUUUGUCCACGAUAUAUUUUUGUAUCGCAGCAGUGUAUUUAGAUGUAGUGAUGUCGGAUGUAGUGGAUGAUGAGUAACAUCUAGUUCUUCUUCUUUAUUACAUAGUUGAUUGUGAGAAGUUCAGAGUAUGUAUUUGUACAGAUGAGUUGUACAACAUUCAUCACUGUUUACCAGGGGCUCCUAUCGGUAAUUUCUACGCUGAUAAGUGCCCUGCGCCAGAUAUGAAAAAGUGGCCUUUCAGUAUCAUUGUCGUACAGGUGUUCAUGGGCCGGUAAGGCUUUAAAAAAAGAAGAAGAAAGAAAGCUCUAGAUGAAGUGUUGGUCCAAUCCUUAGCUCUGGCGAUUUUGUCUUUUUUUUUUUGUUGUUGUUGUUGUUGUUGUUGGGGGGGGGGGGGGCGUGACCUACCACCGCUAAUUCCCGAAGGCAUAGACAGUGCUGACACACAUCGGUGUAAUUCUGGGAACGUAAGUAUCCCAUUCUUACAUGCCACCUUACGUGCCACCUUUGUUCGUCUUCAGUGGAAACGUCAUAUUGAAUAGAAUUCGGGGAGAAAUCGGGUUUAACCCGAAUUGGUCGGUGGUCAGUUCGGGGGGAACGUUUUAUGCAUGUCCAUCUGCGCUUUCGUGUUCGCUGGCUCAUUUUCAGUUUGUCCUACGCGCACACACGUUUGAAUUUUUAGAGCGCCAAGGCUGAACUUGUAAUGGACGCUGUUGUGGUAUUUUCCGGAUCGUAUCCACAGACACAGUUACGCAAAUAUAUGACGCAACCAGUGAUACCUUUACAAGCUGCCAAAACGAAGUCAGAUCCUCUGUGCAACACAAACAUAAUCUUUUUAACGGAAAUUUUUCUUUAUUCCCUGACUUUUUCUUGUCCAUUUCAAGCGCACUUUUCUGUAAGCUUGCACCGGACAAUUGAAAUAAUCCUGAUACUGGUACCUUUGCCUCCUCUAGCUUCAAAAACAAUAUCUUCCGAACGCCCAGCGCCGACAUAAAACGGACUUAAUGUCAUCCUGCGGUUCAUAAAAUAUUGGCAUGCCAGUGGAUAAAGCACAGUUCUAAAGUAUUCUGAGCGCGAACGAAACCAUGGCCAGGAAUCCCCCCCCCCCCUGGGGAUGGGGUGUACAACCAGGGUUUUUGCAACCCCCUUGAAAUUUCUGACUGUCCAAUACAGCCCGGCUGCCAAUACAUGUUCCAGUGAACAUGUACCACGAACAUUUAGCUCUUCCCCCCGCUUGAGGCUCGACACCCCCAGAGGUCGAUUUCUGGGGAAAUUACUGCCCUUGACUUUCGAAUACACAUUGGAUGCAGCAGAAUAUCAAGGAGACGACGUCUUGGGACAUGAUGUAACGUCCGUGGACGACGUCCUCCGGAUGUCUAGUCCACGUGUGGCUUUCCAGGGACGCGGCUUCCUUGGAGUCCACCGCUUGCGGGGUGCUUACCAGUGUGAAGUUACGGGAAUGGGAGUCAUAAUACGUUGAUGUGUGUACGAGUUAGCGACGUGAACUUUACUGUCGCGAAGCAAUGUAGGUUGUGUAUGUGUGUGUGCGUUAUAUUUGUGAGGACAUUAUACAGCUAUUACUUCACGAACCUCUCACGAUUAUUGAAGAAGGAUCUUCAAAUUGUGAAGUCGUGUCAAAAGCAGCACUUCAAGUAGAAAAAAAGAGAUAUUUCGAGACAGACAUGUCUGUACAAAGGUGUUCUUCGAAAGAAAACUAGAUCUAGUCGAGAUGCCCUACGGGGUGAUUCCCGGAUGAAGCGUACCAGCGUAGUUUUCCACAGCAUUGAACCAUCCCAUUUAGCUAAGUACUUGUGUAUAGUCGUGUUCAACCUAAGAACGGCACGGUUAAGCCCCGCCCAACUCUUGUUCCUAUUGGCUGCAGCUAGCCGCAUCGCUCUACGUCGCUCGCGCGCCGACAGGACGACACCGAAACUAUGGAAGCCCUGUACGCGACACCUUGUGGUGCUGCAGCAUAAUUUCUCCUGCGGAGUAACUCUGUUAGGGCUGAUGGACUACAUUUCAUGCCGUUUUUAGUUUGAAGACGUGUAUAGUCUUGUCCUAACUAACAAAUAAAUGGCGUUGAUAAGCAGUGCCAAACUGGGAUCACUUAUCAUUUAUACGUGUUACGUCAAACUUUGCCGUCGCAGGGUGAGAGCCCUAUGAGAAAAGUCUCACCUAACUUUGACUGUGGUGUCUUCCGUUUUAUUCCUGUUUUAUAGAAAGCAUGCUUUUUUUUCUUCCCCUCUGAUCAACUUCUUGAAGCGUCACUAUUGUUAACGUGUGAUCUUGUGGUUCUUGUAAAUAGUGAACGAAAGUGUGCACACGUGAAUAUUGUUGUAUUUUGUAUGCAAGAGAUCUGAAGUCGAGAAUAAAACCGUACAGAAAUA